Molecule: messenger RNA, 5372 nt
Organism: Larimichthys crocea (large yellow croaker)
Lineage: Eukaryota; Metazoa; Chordata; Actinopteri; Sciaenidae
Gene: socs7
Product: suppressor of cytokine signaling 7
Exons: 10
Coding region: 446-3028 (860 amino acids)
Biological process (GO): phosphatidylinositol phosphate biosynthetic process; intracellular signal transduction
Cellular component (GO): phosphatidylinositol 3-kinase complex
Molecular function (GO): 1-phosphatidylinositol-3-kinase regulator activity
Source: RefSeq, a predicted model, not a curated record
CAGGUAUAACCCUAUGAUAUUAAAAUGCCACAGACUAAUUUAUAGUUCUCAUCAUUGGUGCUCAUAAAGUGGUGUUAUGGGCUGAGCGGAGGAGGAGCGGGUGGGGCCUGGCUGGGAACACAGAGGCAGACUGUGGUCACUGACCGGAGACUCUACUGGCUUUUAUUCUCAGAUCAGACCGCAUGUCUGACCCAGGGGUCCGCCUGCUGCCAGCAGCAAACUGCACUCAUUUCCCUGAUAUUUGACAGAUGGAUGCUGUGCUGUCGUAAGGGAGGAGGAUGAAAAAAUCGGCUGAUAUAUUUUUUGGCAUUUUCGCUCAUAGCCUAUUUAUGGGAGGCAGCAGCGGCUUGGCCCUUUCUUUAUUAUAGGAACGAGAUCUCCGCGGUUAGCUAUGUGAAGAGCAGAUCGCCUAAUAAUUCUCGUUUCGCGAUCCUGAGGAAUAAUUAUGAACAACGCGCAAGAUAUGUCGCCCGAUUUCGUGUUGAUGCGCCUGGUUUCCGCGGCCGAGGAUGACCGCUUGGACGCAGAAAACGGGAAUCUGCCGCCGGGAGGAGUGGUGGCAGGGCUGGGGAAGGAGGUCCUCGCUCAUAGUGGCGUCAAAGCGGGGUUGGAUAUCAGCCGAGAUCCGACGGCGGGCCUCGAGCAUCCCAGCAACCGCCUGAACAAAGCCCAGCCGAGUGGCGAGGGCACGGCUGCACCUGACACCGGGGUGACGGAGAGCCGAGCCCCGCUGUCCGCGCCUCCUCCGCCGCAGAGCCCUAUGGAGGCCCAGGGAUUUGACUUCGCUCCCAGCCCCGGCCUACGGCCUCAGCUGCUGGUCUUCUCCAAUAUAAUGCGGAAUGGAGAAGGGAUUUUAGAAUUAGACCGUCGGAAUCAGCCGAGGGAUGCUAUGGGUUUGGAUCAGAGCCCAGGGUCUGACUGCUCCGGCCCGACUGUCAAUAACAACACACUGAGUCCCGGAGACGUUCAGCAGCAGCAGAACCUGCUGGACCGGACAUGGGGAGCGCAUUCCUCGGUCUCCGUAACCGCGGAGAUGCAGGGAGCUGCGGAGCUGUGCCGACGGCAUCGACUCAUCACUACCCCGCCCGAGUGGCCCUUGUUGUCGGAGAGAUCCAACCCUCUCACCGUGAUUGACUCUAAAUGGGGAUGCGCCACCAGGGACAGAGAGGGAGCCGUGUUUGAACUGGCCCGACGGUUCGGGGAGCUGGGGGUCGGUGCGGUACCCAAGAUGCUGUUUAAAGCAGGGGAGCUCCCGCAGUGUUCGUGUCAGGGUGCACACGGGCCGGUAGGAGGGGGAGUGGAGCCCGGGGAUGACCCGACAGAGACCAGCGAUGCUUUGUUGGUCUUGGAGGGGCUAGGGAGCGGGGACGUUGCCGGCCUGGGCAUGGAUGAGUGUCCGGAGGGUGAGACUGAUGAUGAGAACGGACGCCGCGAGUUUUUACUCAACAGGAAAAGGGAAAUAGUUCAGAAAAUGUCCGGGACUUUCUCCAUCAGCAGUUUCCAAGCGGAGCUGAGGAGGCAGGUGGAGGGGAUGGCCCCAGCGGCGGCAACCGAGGCGGCGGCGACAGCAGCGCACCUAGGCGCGCAGGUGUGCAGCCUCCACGGGAACUUAUCCAGCCGACUCUCGCAGGUAAGCUCCGGAAAUUCAGAGGUUGUCGCCCAGGUUUCCACCAUAUCACCGUCACCUACACCGGUCCAGAGCUCCCCUUGGGCCACAAGCCCAAAUCUUAGCCAGGCGUCGACACCUAGAAGGCGGCCGGAGAGGUGCGCCAGUGCGCCACGGACUCCCACAGGCUCGGCCGCGGGUGGGGAAAAGACGCUCAAAGUUCCAGGGAAGUCCAAAAAGGGCUCGUUAAAGAUCCGCCUGAGUAAACUGUUCCGGACUAAAAGCUGCAGUGGCUCCAAUCACCUGCUGGACAAGAGGCCCUCAGUGACCUACUCAGUAUCUUCUGCCGGGAGUCUGGUGGACAUGGCGAGCACCUCUGGUGCUGAGCAGGACACAGACAGCCAGAGCCAGCCCAGUCUGACCAGGGCCCACAGUGCCUUCUCCCCUGCCUCUCUCUCUGCCUCCCUCUCUGCUUUCACUGGUGAGACUGUCUCCCUGGUGGAUGUGGAUAUUUCACGCCGAGGGGCGAACACACCACACCCUCCCACGCCUCCCCCUCCUCCACGCCGAAGUCUCAGUUUGUUAGAUGACAUAGCCGGGCCUCAGCCUGGGCCUUUCCUUGUGAGUGUUAUGGGCGCCUCCCUGCAGUCCCUACCCCUGCCUCUCCCUCCUCCUCCUCCUCCCUCCCACGCCACCAUCCAGCACAGUCUCAGCCUCAAUGAUGCCUUCCUCCGGGCACUUCCUCAUUCAGCUCCAUCGCCGGCUGAUGCUCCACCUCCAUCCAGACAAGUCCCGCCCCCCAUGCUGUGCGCCCUGCGGCGGUCUGAAGCCAGCAACUUCACCGCCAGUCUGAGAGAGCUGGAGAAGUGUGGCUGGUACUGGGGCCCGAUGAACUGGGAGGACGCAGAGAUGAAGCUUAAGGGGAAACCAGAUGGAUCUUUCCUGGUCCGAGACAGUUCGGACCCCAGAUACAUCCUGAGCCUCAGCUUUAGGUCGCAGGGAGUCACACACCACACACGCAUGGAGCACUACCGAGGGACGUUCAGCUUGUGGUGCCAUCCGAAGUUUGAGGACCGUUGCCACUCGGUGGUGGAGUUCAUUGAGCGAGCCAUCAUGCACUCCAAGAACGGCAAAUUCCUCUAUUUCCUCCGCUCCAGAGUCCCAGGGCUUCCUCCAACCCCAGUUCAGCUGCUGUACCCUGUAUCUCGCUUCAGCAACGUGAAGUCACUACAACAUCUCUGCCGCUUCUGCAUCCGACAAAUAGUUCGCAUCGACCACAUCCAGGAGCUUCCACUGCCCAGACCAUUAAUAUCCUACCUGAGUAAGUUUUAUUACUACGACCCCGAAGAGGAGAUGUACCUGUCAAUCAAGAGCAUCCGGAGGGUGGUGGGAGCAGAGCAGGAGGCUGAGUCACAGACGUAGCAGAAGAGAUCUUCUCAGCUCAAGUUUCUGUAUGGAGGACUGAUCUGUUCUGGUCUGCCAGUAUCAGCCAAUCAGAGUCCUUGGAAAUCUCAGUGUCCAGCUGAACUCGGACGGACCUGCCUCUCUCUUGAUUUGGACUAACAAAAAGAGGGAUGAGUGUUUGCAGCUGGACGGUGGGAAAACUGUCAAUGAGAAGUUCAGAUGCAGAGGACACAGCCUCGUCUUCAGAGGGACUGCAGAGAUGUUCUCACCUGCAAAACACGUUGGCUUGAAACAAAAGGAGAACGUGUAACAUGAACUUGAUUUGCAAAUUUACUGAACUGGACUUUUAAAACACGAUGCACUGGUCAAUUUGUACAACUGUUGUUUGCUGCCGUUUCCUUGUUUUUUCUUCCAGUCUGUCAAAAUGAGGGUUUUUGGAUUAAAAGUUGCCCUCAGGACAGUUAUACACACAGAGGCAGGGCAACAGAGGCCCAUUACUGAGCAUUUGAACAGUCAAGGUGUUUAAGAGAAACAGGCCACCAUGUUGGAGGACCUAUAAUCUUAUACUGGGUAACCUGAUCUGCUUGGAAAAAAACAAAAUAUCAGUGUUAGCUAUAGAGCUAAUGCAAUGCUAAAAUAAAUUAGACAUAAAAGUAGUUUAAAAUUAAAUUCAAGAAGGCACUUCUUACACAGACAGACCUUUACAACUUCUCAGCUUGAACUUCAUACUUGUUUAUUCUGACUGCAGCGUAAACAUUUCACCAUUUGAAUGUUUUGAUUGUGUUUUUUAGCCUCAUAAUCAGGAUUUAUUGCUAUUUUGUUUCAAUUGCAUAAUUUAGUCCGACAUUGUGUUAGCCCUGUGUUUGAUUGGCAUUGAUUGGUGACAUGUCCAGGCUGUACCCUGCCUAUCGUGCAGUGUCAGCUAACAUUGGCUCCAGCCCUCUGUGACCUUCUAAGUGGGUAUAACUAAUGGAUGGAUGAUUGUUUUAGUCAAGAGAGGGUUAUUUUGUUUUGGUUUGCCAAAACUAGUCAGACAUUUUCAUCCCACUGUUGUCAUUUUAAGUUAACAUGGAAGUCGCGAUAGCAGUUGCGAUAACAGUAAGCUUAUUUGUCAUAUCAAAUGAAGAAAUAAGUAGAACUAAGAGUUAUUAUAUCUGUAAGUACAAUCAGAACAACCUAUACAACUGUGUCAAUCACAUACAUUUUUGCCGUUGUUUCUUUUUUUUUUGUCACUAUUUUUCAUUAAUGCAUCUAGUUAGCUAUGUCGAGAGAAGACGUCCCCAUUCUUAAUCUCACCUAUAAAGCUCUGGUUGUUCUGUUGUUUCUCCAACACAGCCUUCAAUGAGCACAACACCGGAUCUUUUUAAAUCCCUGAACAAAGCUGUUGAAAAAAACAAAACAACAAAAACAUAUCGAUCGGCAGUGUAGGUCAUAAACUCUGCACCCUUCAUGUUAGCAGAUGGGACAAGGACCAAACAAAAAAAUCAAAGUACAGGUCAAAUAAAUUUUCCCAAAUAUGGUCUCUGUCAUUUUAGGUAGUUCUUAUCAAGCUGAUGUUUACAUUUAAGUGCUCAUUUCUCUUAUGAAUUUGGUUUUAAAUAGUUACUUGAUGCUAUAAAAAGGGGAUUUCACAUCAUGAUUUACAGCUGAGUCCUGUUCGCAAUUGAGACCUGGAAGCCGCUACUCCAAAUACUACUACUACUGCACAGACUCUAGCUCCAAAUGACAUCACCAGUGCAAGAUGGCAGCCCCUAUCUCUGGGAUAGACACAUGAUCCGUCUUUAUAUAUGGUCUAUGACACCUGCAAACAUGCAGCACAUAAAGCUACACCCAAAUCUGUGAUGUCUCCUUUAAGAGGAAAACAAGUGCAGUUGUGUUUCUUGUUGUUCCUACAGUUGUUCAUAAAUGUCACUAGUUUGAAUGUCAACCACAGCCUCCAGUAUCAGCUCAUCAUUAACUGAACCCCACUCAGCAUGUGUUUGCAAGGUAGAAGGAGAAGUGCAACUUUCUUUUGUUUUGUUGUUAUCCUCUGAUAUUGUGGGUUGUACCUUUUAUUGUACAGUCAGUAGCCAAACACUCUCCAUAAUAUCAGGCCUCUAAUAUCAGGUCACAGCCAUUCUUUUUGUUACUAUAUCAACAACAACAACAACUAAAACUUCCCACAAUACACAAGGUUUACAAAAGAAUGCCAGAGUGUCCUGUUGCUUUCUCCAAAAAUGGAUACUUUAUGGUAGAUAUCAGUUUCAGGUGUCCUGUGCAUUGCAGGAGAUAUAAGUGAUAGUGGCUCCCUACACUUCCCAGAAUGCCUCUUGACAGCCUUUAAAAAAGAGUUGUUAGCUAGCUUGCUGCUUGCUGUGUCCAA